Messenger RNA from Caenorhabditis elegans, 719 nucleotides. It is a transcript of the gene F08D12.2, whose product is annotated as CC domain-containing protein. The record is from RefSeq and is marked reviewed. NCBI's taxonomy places the organism in Eukaryota, Metazoa, Nematoda, Chromadorea, Rhabditida, Rhabditidae.
ACCCCUCAGAGCAGAAUGUCUAGAACCGUCCUCCUGACUAUCGUCUUCUUUGCGGCGGUGGCUGUUGAUGUCACUGCUUCCUCUUCCGCCUGCAAGUCGCCAACUGGACCGGCAAUUUUGGACGCCUGCCCUGCUGGACAAGUUCAUAUUAUGAACUAUUGCUGUCUGGAGGAAGAUGUCUACGAACUUCCCGCCAAAAGUUGCAAGCACGCAGUUGGUCCGGUUGUUUCUGGAACCUGCUCAGCCGGUCAAGUAGUUGUCGGAAACGUUUGUUGUAAAGUCAAGUAUGUAUACGACCCCUCCACUGCAACUUGUCAGGAAGAUAAAGAUGUAGGAUUUGCACUAGCCGAUGGAUCAUGCCCAAGGGGAACUUCUUUGACGAAGGGAGGCUUUUGCUGCGAGAAUGAGGGGGUUCAGAUACUACCCACUUCCGUCUGCAAAUCAGCUGUUGGUCCAGUAGUUGGCAAAAGUUGCCCACACCGUCAAGUAGUUGUAGGAGAUGUUUGUUGUAAAGCUAAGGAUGUUUAUGACCCAUCCACCGCAACCUGCCAGAAAGAUAAAGAUGUUGGACUUGCUAUCAAGGGAUCCUGCCCAGAAGGAACUUCUCUCACCAAGGGAAGUGUCUGCUGCUGGAAUGAGGGAGUUCAAUUCUCUACCACCAAUGCUUGAGCACAAAAAGGAUUUUUCGAUUAUUAUAGCGAAUAAAAAUAGUUUUGACC